AUGCGUGCGAAACGCUCUGCAGCACAGAAUACAAGCGCUAUAAUAGCACCAGUUAAUAGGGAGCGUUACGAGCUCAUCGAUAAGAAUCAGCGUUCGCCGAUGAGAGUGAUUGCACAAAAACUUCUACGACAAGUCCGGAGACUGAAAAAUAAGGACGAAAAUGAGGGUCAAAAUUGGAAGAGGACUGUUGCGGAACUUCAAGUGGAGGGAGUGAAAUUGAAAAAGAAGAGGAAAAUGCUGCAGUUGCUCCAAAGGCAUAUAAGAAUAAUCAAGAACGCCUUGCGUGAUCAUGCCAUCCUCCAGCGCACCACGAAGAGAGGCGGGGCUUACGAGAAGGAUAAUGACAUUGUAAAGUUGGUGAAAGGAAGAGCGGAGCAGGAGACACUGGACUAUGAGCAGCUAAUGCGAAUUCCAGUGAACCUUGUACGUGAAGCUGUAAAGCUAACUGUGAUGCUUGAUGGGGGAAACGUCACAGACUUUGACAGGAAAAUUUUGGAAAUUCUGUCUCCGCGAUUUUUUCCUGUUGUUCCCGAACAAGACGUCGACGGCAAGGUGAAAGCUCUUUCACCGUCUCUAUUCGCUCUUCACGAUGAAGGGCGCGGACUGGAGAAUGAGACAAGCUUGGUAAGAGCGAUGUCACUGUUCGGUAACAAAGAAAACGACGCCUGGCUCAACCUCAUUAUGGAAGCAAGUGGAGUGACGGACACUCUCGAGGCCCUAAAGGUGACCGGUUUGUUCAAUAUCAGUAUUGUAACAUUUGUGCGACCAAGUGGGGAGAAUCAUGAAAGAUUCCCGCUGAAAGAUGCUGCUUUGCAUGGUUCCAAUCAGUCGCCAUAUUUAACGAAGGAAAAUGUGACCACCAUGCUUGGAGAAGAAGAGGGAUCGAAAAUAGAAGUUUUCGAACGUCUCCAACGUUCGCUCACAAACGAACAGCUGCAGUCAAUGAAUGCAGCUGGCUAUGCAGUGAUGAACGGACAGCAGCUAAAUAUGGUCUAUGGUCCAAAAUCACCAUAUAGUAAUAGUGAGACACUAAAGCAGCUAUCAAUGAUUCGAGCUGAGGAAGUUCCGGCGUUAAUUGAAAGAACAAUUCGUGGCCUGGCUUCAGAAACGAUUAAAUUUGAGGUACAGCGACGGAAAGCUGCGAUCCUCUCACCGUUCUUGUUCGGUUCCAUUGUUCUGGACCCAGCAGGUGCAUCUAUUCCGGUGGUGCUUUCGCCUAUAUUGCUCACUCAAGUAAUCCUUUCACCAGCUAUUCUUGGCGCUCUAAUUUUAUCGCCAUUAUGUCUCGUUCCUAUUGUUCUUGGCCCACGACUUAUGUUUCCCGUUGUUUUAUCACCAAUUGCACUAACACCAGUAGUUCUCACCCCACUUGCAAUGGAUCCUGUCAUAAUGAGCCCUGGUGUACUUUUACCUUUUAUUUUUUCACCUCAACUUUUAUCGCCAUUUGUUCUGAUGCCUGUUGCAAUGGUUCCGUUCAUUUUUUCGCCCUUCGCUCUGACACCAUUUAUCUAUAUUCCCCACACAAUGGUUCCCAUGAUUCUUUCGCCAUUCGUUCUCUCUCCAAUAGUCUGCUCGCCGCCAUAUAUUUCUGCUUUCGUGCUAUCGCCCUAUGCGUUCUCUCCCAUAAUCAAAUCCACAGGAAAGUAUUUUACGACCGUCCUCUCACCAAACAGCGUACAAACCCAAGGAGCAAACAAGGAUGAACUUGGUGGCGUACCAGCCGUCGGCAAUGAAAGUGGGAAGUCGAGCUGA
This is a messenger RNA of Ostertagia ostertagi, 1752 nucleotides long. Lineage: Eukaryota; Metazoa; Nematoda; Chromadorea; Rhabditida; Trichostrongylidae. The record is from the annotation of a GenBank genome assembly.